AUGGGCAGCCCCGCUCUCUGCUCCUUCAGAUUUGCAAUCUUCUUCUCCCUCUCUCUCACAACUUCAUCGUCGCCACCCUCCAUCCUCUCCUUCAAACCACGAUCACCACCGCCAUCACUACCACCUUCAAUCCCAAAAGCCACUCCAUCCGAUCUACUCUCCGUCUUGGGCCCUACAACCCAGUCAUCCAAAAUCAACCCUUUAAUCUCACAACAACUCUCUUCUUGCCUUAAAUUUCUUGUUCCCUUCACCCCCUCAAAACCCAAAACACCAAAAUAUAACAGCAUCAAUGGCUGUUAUAUUAAGCAUAGGAGACUCGGUCCUGAUAGUGUGAUUAGCGUUGGAAGAAGUAAUAAUGAAGAGAAAGAACUCGUUUGGUGGCCACCUGAACCAGUUCUCGAAGUGGCUCGGCUUGCUCUUGAUUCUGGUGGAGACCCUGAUUCAAUACACCGAACUCUGGAUCCUACUGUCUUACCUGUACCUGAUGUUGAACGAUGUAAAGAGAACAAAUGUGAGCUUACUAGGACACCAUAUGGAAGACGGUUCAUAAGUGAGGAGUUGAAUUCUUAUCUUGAAUUUUUGUUUGAGCUUAUCGUUGCUCGAGGACCGUCAGUUGGGUUUAAUGUGUCUUUGAAUCGAUAUGAUUUGUUUCAUGGUCAUGUUUUCAUUGCCAGGGACACAGGAAGACUUGUAGAGAUGCAGAUUGCAUUUCAUGUGAAAAUGUAUCUUCAGUCAGUUUCAAAUAUUAUGACUGUGUCUGGUGUUAUCUCAUUCGUAGGGUUCCAUGCUAGAGAGUACCCAGCAUAUGAUGAAGAAGCAUUUCCAUACAAUACAGGAUAUUGCCAGAAAGGUUCUAAUGUAACUUAUGAUGAUUCUAUGAAUUUGCGAAAUAUUCUCUGGUUGGCUCCAUUGCCAAGCAAUUCCACUAAAGCUUGGGCAGCACCAGGAGUCCUAGUUGUGCUGGAUGCCCGUCCUGAUGGAAUCAUAUACAGAGAUCUCAUACCUGAGUAUGUAAAUAUUGCAAGGACCAUAUAUGAAGAUGAAUUGGGAGAAGUUGUGGUUGAUGUAAACUACUUGAAUGUUGGAGACACAGUUCCCAAUUAUCAGAUCUUCAUAUGCUGA
This is a messenger RNA of Dovyalis caffra, 1122 nucleotides long. The record is from the annotation of a GenBank genome assembly. NCBI's taxonomy places the organism in Eukaryota, Viridiplantae, Streptophyta, Magnoliopsida, Malpighiales, Salicaceae.